UUCUUCUUGAUCAUUCCAGAGACAAUCUGUACCGCCUAUCGUUGCACCUGGACGUGCGGGAAAAGAUGCCCUGGGAGGUGACCCCGGCGAUGCGCAACACCUGUCUGGACAAGGGCCAAAGCGAGGAAGCCUGCCGGAACCACAUCAUGGUGCUGCAGAGCUUCGGCAACCGGGUGUACGUCUGCGGAACGUACGCCUUCAGUCCGUACUGUUCCUGGCGGCAGAUGGAAAACCUUACGGUUACGCGGUUCGAUAAGGGCGUAGCCAAGUGCCCCUUCAGCCCUUUUGCGAACAAUACGGCACACAUGUCCGACAACGGGAAACUGUACGUGGGCACUACGACGGACUUUUCCGGAUCCGAUCCGGCUAUUUUGAGGGCGGACGUUACGCAGGAGGGCAGCCGAAUGCUGCGGACCAACCAGUACAACUCCAAGUGGUUGAACGAUCCACAAUUCGUCGGAAGCUUCGAGCAUGGAGAGUUUGUGUACUUCGUGUUCAGGGAAGCUGCGGUGGAGUACAUCAACUGCGGUAAAAUCGUCUACUCACGGAUAGCGAGGAUCUGCAAAAACGAUCCGGGUGGCACUCAGAUAUUGAAGGACAACUGGACGUCUUUCGUGAAGGCCAGACUGAAUUGCUCCCUGCCGGGAGACUAUCCGUUUUACUUCAACGAAGUGCAAGGAAUGGUCUACUCACAGGAAGAAGGCGUUCUGUAUGCGACUUUCACGACUCCAGAAAACAGCAUCCAUGGGUCGGCAAUCUGCGCCUUCAACAUGUCCGCCAUCCACACUGCAUUCUCCGGAGCGUUCAAGUACCAAGAUUCGCUGGGUUCCGCGUGGCAUCGUCAGGAUGCUCAGCAUCGUGAUCACUUCGAAUGCCAUGCUGGACCAACCGCUCGCCAUGUAUCGCUAAUGGACUCGUCCAAAUAUCAACUGAUGGAUCAAGCCGUUCAGCCCAUCAUCGGUCAGCCUCUUCACUACACCAAACUGGAACGGUUCAAUCACAUCGCGAUCGAUGUCAUUCCAACCAAGCUCCACGAGCGAGUUCACGUGAUCUACGUAGCAACGGACGCAGGUCUCAUCAAGAAGAUCUCCGUUCUACCACGCACGAAAACGACGUGCGUCGUUGAGAUUUGGCGACCCGAACCAAGCAGCGAAUCGAAGAUCCGAACCAUUCAGUACGUGAAGGAAACGGACUCUCUGUAUGUGGGCACGGACACGGCCUUAAGCAGGAUAUCCUCGCACCACUGCAAUCGUCACCUGUCCAGACUGAGCUGCCUCAACUCGAUGGACCCCUAUUGCGGAUGGAACGAGCUACAGGAAGCUUGCACGAUCGCACCUAACGGAGAUACGUUGGCAAAGUACUGGAUACAAAAUGCUACGGAGUGUCCGGUCCUCACUGCUCCCGUUGACGGCGGAUGGUCCGCUUGGUCCGACUGGAGUAAAUGUGCGCAAUCGAAUGGACAAGCUAACCCGGUUAAUGCCAACGAAGACAUUGCUGCCAACGCAGAUUCUUGCCUCUGCAGGACACGAACGUGCGACAAUCCUUCGCCUAAAAAUGGAGGCCGAUCGUGCACGGGGAUGAGCAUAGCUGUUACCAACUGUACUGUUCACGGCGGUUGGACUGACUGGUCGGCGUGGUCGGCAUGUUCGCAAACCUGCGGAAUGGCGGUCAAGACCAGACGGAGGACUUGCGGUAACCCCAAGCCCGCUCAUGGCGGUCGGGUUUGUGUAGGGCCGGACCGUGCGGAAAUCUACUGUUCUCAUCUGCCGCCGUGUCCGGCUCCGAAACAACCACCGAUCGAUGGAGGCUGGGGUCCGUGGGGAGUCUGGGGAGAGUGCAGCGCGCUUUGUGGAGGAGGAUACCGCAUCCGCAGAAGGAAAUGCGACGAUCCGACACCGCAGAACGGCGGCAUGGAGUGCCCGGGAUGUCAUUUGGACUACGAGGUCUGCAACACCCAUCAGUGUCCGGAUGUGAAGCGAACGGGAGCGUGGACACCGUGGCUGACGGUGUCCAACGGUACCCUUCCGAACGGUGGCUACGUGGAGAAGCGAUUCCGGUACACGUGCAAAGCUCCGAUUGCGGACGCGUCGCUGUUGAAGAUCAGCCCGAAGGAGGAAACGAGGGUUUGCCACGCGGAUGGAUCUUGUCAGCGAUCCAGUGACGGCGCCGGUUACGGUGCCAGCGAAAACGAAGACGGUUGGGGUGAGUGGAGCUCGUGGAGUAGCUGUAGCACUUCCUGCGGCGGUGGCCAACAGUUCCGAACGAGAUCGUGUGAGAAAGGCGGGGAGUGUGACGGAAUCAACAAAAUGGCACGGGCCUGCAACACGCAGCCCUGUAAAGGUGAAUGGGGUUGCUGGAGCGACUGGUCUCCGUGUUCGGUGUCUUGUGGACUUGGAACACGAACUCGUUCACGCCAGUGUCUAUCGAUGUCGGGCAACGUGAUCUUCGGGAAUGACUGCGAGGGCCAAAGUACCCAGUACGAUACCUGCGAAAUGCCCAGCUGUGAUUCAUUCCUCGGAUGGGGUGAGUGGAGCGAGUGGUCCGCUUGUAACAUGGACGACGAGAAGGUUCGAACCAGGAAGUGUCUCAUACAGACGCCGGAUCUAAAGAUGUGUCAGGGCAGCGAUCGCGAGACUCGCAAGUGCCAGGUGGAAAUAAAUAACGAAAUUCCUCACGCCCUGACAGCGGGAACCUCUUCGGUAGCGGUGAUUGUGGUCAUAGUGGUGUUCGUCAUUAUCGCUUGUUGUGCUGCAACCGUAUUCAUCACCAUACACCUGAUGAAGAAGAAAACCAAAGGCAUAAAAGCUAUCCAGGGUUCACCAUGCUACGGAUCCUACCCGAAUCAGUACUCUUCGCUGCCUACAAAAGACUACACCGAGAGCCACAAGCCGAAGCGCCAAUCCUCGUUCAACGGCCGGAACGAUGCGAGUGGUUCGAAAAUAGCCAACGGUCACACCACGCUCACCAAAUCGAACAAUGUGAACGGAGCGGUGCUCGGCAACAACACCCCAAAGGUGUUGGCCAAGUCGUUUAACGAUCCAGACACGGCCACCAUCAAACGGAACUCGCACGGACUGAACAACAUCCGGCAUGCCCGCCAGCUGGAGCUAGAGGAGGAGAAGUACUGACUGACCGACACCACGGACGACCGAUCGCGAUCGCAACGGGAAGUCGAGAGUGAUACGACGACGGUGUGAUUCAGGCGGAUAAGGAAGUUUGGAAAAUACUUCAAAGUUUAGGACUUAUUUUCGAUGAACAGAUUGUCGGAAAUCAGAGGAGUUGUAGAUAAAAGUUCAAGAUGAGUGAUUUUAAUGUUCAUUGUUUUAUAAGAGUGAGGAUCAGCAGAAUGGUUCAAGAUGAUCUCAUCUGCUGGAAGAGUCAGUGGAAAAGACACGAAAAAUAGCAAAAUUAUUUAAUGCCAGGAACGACCGAAGCAGAAGAGAUGUGUAUAACCGUUAACAGAGACCAAGCGGACUUGUAUGCAACUCGUAUGCAACAGAAUUUGAAAUAUUCCGCCAUUAGAAGAACAGUUGAAUUGGAAACGAGCCGCACCACUUUUAAUAGGGGCACAGAGAACAGACAUCCAGGCUAGAACAAAUUUCAUUCGGAAAGUUGUGUAAGGAUUUGAAUCUUAACUUGAGUAAGGUUGCAAACCAAUACACGAUGACAACACUAACGCCACCAAACACCAUAUUGCUACAGUCAGUGGUGAAUUGAAACAUUUCAAGUGGUGAAUUUAAUUAGUAUGGGAAAUUAACCGAUUGCAGCGCCACGCUAUUGCCACUUGUGUUGCCGAUUUCAAAUGACCGUUAAAUUCCUUACACAGUUUCGGAACUGGACUUGGAUGUCUGUUCUCUGUGAUAGGGGUGAUCAGAGUAACACGCGGCCCCUAAGGAAUGACUCGAGAUGCGAAUGAACCUGCUUUAGGUCUGUGAGUCAUAAACAAGUUGAAGUAACAUGUUUCGAAAGUUUACAGAGCGUUAUUUUACACCCAAUUCCCAACACAACACUCUAAUUCAUUAUCAUAGAACAAAUCAAUUGGACGCAAGGCUGAUGAAAUUAGAUGGAUUCGCCACUUUUUCAAUAGUAUUUCAUAGUUUAACGGUUAGAGAGAAUAUUUUACGCAACCAGAAUUGUCAAUUCUAACAGAACAAAUCGAGAACAAUCGUAAGCACACGCUUCAAAUCGCAAAAUAACGAACGAGGGGCUACAACAAAUAUUUAACCAAAUGAAAACGCGUUUUACUACUUACAGACAAACACACGCAACUUAUGUUUAUACGCACGCAAUCCCACGAUAAUCCAGCGCAGGGUAACACCUGCCUGCCUUUAGCUAACAAAAUCGGAUUAGGACAUAUUUGAUAGUUAGGAGAAAACUGUUACAUUACACUCUGAUUAGCAGUUGGUUCGUGCCAUUAGGGUAGGGAGAAUAAUGCAGAAUACUUUAGCAGAAAAACGAUGGAGCAAUUUGGAAGCGUUUUAAUACAGUACGACUUACACAUACUUAAGAAGCAAUUCAAUCAUUUUUAAAACUUUCUCUAGAGACUAAGAACGGGAUUGAAAAAGUAAAAUCUGAUUUUACUUGUGAUAUACAUAGUAGCUCAAAUUGAGCAGAUUUCAAUUAUUAGUUUAGAUACAUAUAGUCUAGUAGUAAUAGGGCAAACUGAGUUCAAACAAAAGACUUGACCGAAAAAAGACAUUGAUAGCAAUUUUAUUGAGAACAAAAGACAGUUGAAUUUUUAGUUAAGAAGCCAAUCAGAAAUAAACAGUUUUGUUAAGUUGAA
Molecule: messenger RNA, 4783 nt
Organism: Aedes albopictus (Asian tiger mosquito)
Lineage: Eukaryota; Metazoa; Arthropoda; Insecta; Diptera; Culicidae
Product: semaphorin-5A
Exons: 6
Coding region: 66-3128 (1020 amino acids)
Biological process (GO): semaphorin-plexin signaling pathway; negative regulation of axon extension involved in axon guidance; positive regulation of cell migration
Molecular function (GO): chemorepellent activity; semaphorin receptor binding
Source: RefSeq, a predicted model, not a curated record